Messenger RNA from [Torrubiella] hemipterigena, 2885 nucleotides. The record is from the annotation of a GenBank genome assembly. NCBI's taxonomy places the organism in Eukaryota, Fungi, Ascomycota, Sordariomycetes, Hypocreales, Clavicipitaceae.
GCUGCUGAAGCUACGUCGGCCGGAGCCGUCUUGGAAAGAGCAUGACCACUUCUCUUUGAUGGGAUUUCUUUUGAACUCACUCUAGUGUCUUGAAAAUUACCUUUGUAUUUAAAAAUCAAACCAGAAAUGGAUUCCAAACUCACGGUCGCGAUCUUAGUUGUUUCCACUACAGCUGCACAAGAUCCUACUACAGACCUCUCCACAAAGGUGCUAUCCGACGUCUUGGCCGAUGACGGCAACGACCAAUGGAAGGUGACGGAUACCAAGAUCGUUACCGAUGAUGCGGUUGAUAUCCAAAGACAAGUCAUUACGUGGACAGACAGUCUAGGUGCUCCCAAUCUUAUCGUCACAACUGGUGGCACCGGUUUCGCUGUAGCAGACCAUACCCCAGAAGCGAUUUCUCUUAUUCUUCAUAAGCAGGCCCCAGGACUCGUUCAUGCCAUGUUAUCAACCUCUCUCGCCGUUACACCCUUCGCUAUGAUGUCAAGACCUGCUGCAGGCAUACGGAGAAACACAGUCAUAAUUACUUUGCCUGGCUCCCCCAAGGGAGCAAAAGAAAAUCUGCAAGCCGUAAUCAAGACGCUGCCGCAUGCAUGUCUUCAGGCUUCUGGUGCCAACUCGCGCAAACUUCACGCUGGUGGGGUGCAAAAAUUGGAAAAGGACGCUGGUAUAGCCUCUUCAGGCUGUUCUCAUGGCCACAGCCACAAUCAUGGUCACAACCAUGGUAGUGGUCAUGGCCACGCGCCUCUCGUUCGCCAUACCAAGCCAAACACCAACCCUUUGUCUAACGACCCCCUUCUUGGACCUAGCCGCAGAUAUCGUGAAUCCCCUUACCCGAUGGUAUCAGUUGAUGAUGCUCUGCAAAUGAUUGCAGACUUUUCUCCAGAGCCUCAUGUUGUUCGUGUCAAGGUCGACGAAAAUAUCGUUGGCUCUGUUUUAGCGGACGACGUUAAAGCGAGAGAAAAUGUGCCCGCAUUCCGAGCUAGUAUUGUGGACGGAUAUGCUGUGGUGGUACCAAAGGAUGGAAAUCUGAAGGGCGUUUUCCCAGUUACUGCUGUAUCUCAUGCAGCGCCUGGACAAACACCAGCUUUGAAGGAGGGCGAAAUCGCCAGAAUUACCACCGGUGCUCCGUUACCACCAGGUGCUACGUCUGUUAUAAUGGUCGAGGAUACGAUCCUCAAAUCCUUGACUGACGACGGUAAAGAAGAAAAGGAGGUUGAAAUCAACGCUGAAGGCGUGAAGGAAAACGAAAACGUCCGGGAAGUGGGUAGCGAUAUCCAAGCUGAAUCCAUCAUACUGAAGCGAGGUGAACAAAUAUCCGGUGUUGGCGGAGAAAUCGGCCUUCUUGCAGCUGUUGGAGUCGCCGAAACAGAUGUGUUCCGCAAACCCGUGAUUGGCGUCUUGUCUACUGGAGACGAGAUCAUUCCCUAUGACCGUCCUGGAGAUCUUAGGUUGGGUGAAGUGCGGGAUACCAACCGAAUUACUCUAAUUUCCGCGGCCAAGGAAUGGGGCUUUGAGGUUGUAGAUUUGGGCAUUGCGCAAGACAAAUCAAACACGCUAGAGGAAACAUUGAGGAAUGGUCUUCGCCGAGUUGAUGUUCUCAUAACUACAGGAGGUGUGUCGAUGGGAGAACUUGAUUUGCUGAAGCCCACGAUUGAGCGUUCUUUGGGCGGUACAAUUCACUUUGGCCGCGUUGCAAUGAAGCCCGGAAAACCUACAACCUUUGCUACAAUUCCUGUAAAGGACAAUGCUGGUACACGCGUUUCCAAGACUGUCUUUUCCUUACCUGGAAACCCUGCUUCUGCGCUCGUCACGUUCCAUCUUUUUGUACUUCCUUCGCUGCACAAGCAAUCAGGCGUCUCACCAGUUGGCCUUCCCAAGGUCUCAGUGUCCCUCGCGCAUCAAUUCAACAUGGAUUCUCGCCCAGAAUACCAUCGUGCUGUUGUAAGCGCGAAUAAGGAUGGUGUGUUGGUUGCAAACAGCACCGGUGGACAGAGAAGCUCUAAAGUUGGCAGCCUUAGAGCCGCCAACGCAUUGGUAUGUAUGCCCGGCGGCAAAGGUGUACUGGAGAAAGGUGCCAAGGUUGAUGCUCUUGUGAUGAAUGCUGUACGGACACAUGCAGUUUAACAAGAAUAGUUUGGAUCCAAUGAAAUGAUAAAGGUAGUUGAAUGAGUCUAUUCCACCAUGAGCAGGUUUGGGCCGCUGUAAUACAUAGAGGCCCUGGCCUGGGAUUGAUAUACAUGUCGGCCUUUUCGGACUAUAUUAAUACAUCCAUUAAAACAUAAUCUCUAGCCGAUCUCCCGAACGCCGGCCAAAAGUCUUUUCGCGUGCUGCUACUAUACAGCCUAUGCAUGCUUGACCUUUGCAUUGUUUUUAUCGAUUGCGAAGUUGAAGAGGGUGCCACCAAGUAUUGAUACUGUGGCUUAUGAUUUGUCGAAGGCUUCGGCUUUUUGCGCGACAAGAAGACCAACGAUGAGGCCAAAGAGACCGAGAACGGAGCUGAAGAUUUCGACGACAAGAAUCUUGACGAACCUAUAGGACAUUAGUCUCUGCAGCGAAGGAAAGAGGCUAUUAGACUUACAGAGAUGGAUCAGCAGCAUCUGCGAGAGCAGCACCACUGCCGUUGAUGCCUACAGAGAUGCCACAGAUGAGGUUGCAGAGACCGACGGUGAUGCCACCCCAGAAGAUCGCAAAUCCGGUGAAAUAUGAAUUGGCUGAGAAAGUCUGCUCAGCGUUGGCGGAACCGACCUUGGACGAGAAGACGAUUGCCAUAAUGAUACCAUAGAUGGCAACAACCUCGCAGAAAAUAAUAGAAAUCAGGUUCUUCGUUCGAAUACGCGGAGCCUUGACACCGCCACCGAGAAUGGACGAGCCGGUUAUAAAGA